This is a messenger RNA of Pelobates fuscus (common spadefoot toad), 2427 nucleotides long. RefSeq names its product glycolipid transfer protein (gene GLTP). The record is from RefSeq and is a predicted model, not a curated record. Gene Ontology annotation, biological process: intermembrane lipid transfer; ER to Golgi ceramide transport. Lineage: Eukaryota; Metazoa; Chordata; Amphibia; Anura; Pelobatidae. Gene Ontology annotation, cellular component: cytoplasm. Bases 139 to 768 code for a protein of 209 amino acids. Gene Ontology annotation, molecular function: lipid transfer activity. The transcript is spliced from 5 exons.
UUGGUCCAGACGCGUUCCACUAGCCCCGCCUCUUGCUGUCACUUUAAAGAUGCAAAGGGCGAGUGAGAAAGAGUUCCGCUUUGGUUGGCGUCCGGACAGCAGGGUGACACAAACCGGGUAUACUGGAGUCUGACCAUCAUGGCUCUGCUUGUAGAGCACGAGUUUAAACCCUUACCUGCUGAUAAACAGGUAGACACAGUCAGCUUCCUGGAUUCUGUGUCUCAUUUGCCAUCUUUCUUUGAUUGCCUCGGCUCUGCAAUAUUUUCUCCAAUCAAAGCUGAUAUCACAGGAAAUAUAACGAAAAUCAAGACCGUGUAUGAAUCCAACCCUACUAAGUUCAAAACAUUGCAGCAGAUACUGGAAGGGGAAAAGGAAAUGUAUGGACCUGAAUGGCCAAAGGUUGGCGCAACACUUGGGUUGAUGUGGUUAAAAAGAGGUUUGAAGUUCAUACAAGUUCUACUUCAGAGCGUCGCUGAUGGAGAGAGAGAUGAACAGAACCCAAAUCUUAUGAAGGUCAAUGUGACAAAGGCAUAUGAAAUUGCACUAAAGAAGUAUCAUGGCUGGGUGGUGCAGAAGCUAUUCCAGGCUGCUCUCAUUGCUGCUCCUUACAAAUCAGACUUCCUGAAAGCUCUCUCCAAGGGACAGAAUGUGAAAGAAGAGCAGUGUAUAGAAAAAAUACGGCAAUUCCUGGUUAACUACACACCCACAAUUGAAGCCAUUUAUAUCAUGUAUAUUAAGAUGAACGCAGAGCUGGAAUAUAAAGCCUAGCUGCUGUCCCAAGGACUCCAAAGCAAUUUUUGCUUUUGGCUACUGCUCAGGACCUAACUUCUUUUUCAAUAAUUGUCUCCCAGGAGAGUUCACUGUAAGCUUGAAAGGAACAGAGCAAAAGUAAAUCGAUAAAUGGGAUUUAAAUAAGUAAACAACAAAGAUACCUAGUGCACCUUGUGCACUUUUCCCACAUGGUAGGUACUGGUGGUUCCUUUGACAUACCUCACAUAAAUCCCUAUCUAUUCAGCAUUAAUUCGGUAGACAAUCUCUUCCAUACUUAUUGAGGAGAUAGUAUGAAUGUGGAAUAAAUCGUAUUAUUUACCAAUAUAUUAUUACUUUAGGAAAACAAUAUGCCCAUAAUGCCUCCUUUUCCCUACUAGCACCAACAUAACUGUCUUUUGAAUGCUAGUAUUAAUGUCACUUAAUGAGUGAAUGAGAUCACUAGUGUACUUGGUGCUGCAGCUCUCAAAGCAUCCUUUAUUUCAGCAAUAACGAGAAUUAUUGGAUCAUUGGAAAAAUAUUCCUUCUCGAGUUAGUGAAAAUUGUUGUUAUGGACCUUGCUUUUUCUAAACCAGGAUAGUUAUUAAUGUAUUUUUUUUUUAAAUUUUUUUAAAUCUCUGAUUUGAAAAUCUGGGCAGUUGUUGCUUAUCUAACUUAUAUUUAUUAUAACAAGAAGAGAGAACGUGGAAUCCAAAACUGGACAGUCGAAUAUGGUUUGUAUAGAUUGUGGUUUUGUUUGUUCGUUCAGGUGAUCAGCACUAUGCAUGCGAGAUGUACACAUUUGGCAGCUCUUUAGCGAAGUACUCUUUUUUUUUUUGCAAUGCUUUGCAGCAGAUUUUAAACGUAUACUAGGUAAUGUGUUCCACCAGAGUGCCUUAUAUAAUUCUUAAACCAUUCACAUGCUGAUCGUACUCUUAAAACUUAAUUUAUUUCUCUUUUUGCAAUGUACUAACCUCGAAGAUCAUUUUAUAAUGGGUGAUAUAAUUUUGCCUGGUGUUAAAUUACAAAACAUUAGAGCAGGGCUAUUCAAAUAUUGCAAUGUUUUAAAAGGAAUUCACAUGAGGGAAAACACUGAUAUUUUGUGGCAUAUAUUAUAUACAUUUGCAUUGUCAUACAGGCCAUAGCCCUUUAGUUUUCAAAGAUAAGGAAUUUUAUCCCGUCCAACGUAUAAAUAAAAUUGGUUACACCGCCUUUGACUGCAUUAACCACUACUUACACACCACACAUGCAGUUUAUAAAAUAAAAUCUUACAAUCUGGAUUCAUAAUCCAAGUGGCUAUGGUCAUUCCAUUGUAUGAUAUAUUAAUAUAUGAUUCAAUUUAUCAAAAGUAAAUUUUUCAUGAUUGCUCCCCUUGUAUGAACUGGAGACUCACAUGAGACUUUGCUAGCAAAAGCGAGUGCCUGGCAACGCUUCAAUGGAGUUGUAGUUUGAUGCAGGAACAUUCGGACUUCAGACCUGCUCUUAUAAUGUUCUGAUUGCUUGACUGGCGUUUCUUCACGGUACAAGAUGUCUUCAUACAUGGUCAUUCAUAACACCAGUUCCAUCAAUGUUAAUGGACUGACUACUAGACAUUCCUAUUUCUGACCUAAUGACUUGAUUUUAAUGAAUUGUGUGUUUUAUGUAAUCAUUAUUGUAUUAAAUUACUAUAUUUUGACUCCA